Molecule: messenger RNA, 1264 nt
Organism: Leptidea sinapis
Lineage: Eukaryota; Metazoa; Arthropoda; Insecta; Lepidoptera; Pieridae
Product: ethanolaminephosphotransferase 1-like
Exons: 9
Coding region: 82-1233 (383 amino acids)
Biological process (GO): phosphatidylethanolamine biosynthetic process
Cellular component (GO): endoplasmic reticulum membrane; Golgi apparatus
Molecular function (GO): ethanolaminephosphotransferase activity
Source: RefSeq, a predicted model, not a curated record
CGUAUACACAGAAACCAAAUAAAAACUUAGUUCUUCAAUACAAAUUUUAUAUCAGUGUUAUGUGUUAGUUAGUGUACAACAAUGUUUGAAUAUAAAUACUUAAGUGAAUCGCAUUUGAAAGGGUUUAGGAGCUAUAAGUACAGCGCUAUAGACACCAGCCCGCUCAGCAAAUAUGUGAUGCAUCCCGUAUGGAAUAACGCUGUCAAGAUCAUACCAAAAUGGAUAGCGCCAAAUUUGCUCACAUUCGCCGGGUUCAUAUGUAUGUUGGUCGACGUAAUGUUGCUAAUGGUGCUUGACUAUGACUGUACAGCCUCAGCUAACGGCAGUCCCGCUCAAAUACCGCGGGAAGUAUUUCUGCUGUGUGGGAUACUCCUGUUCCUAGCGUAUAAUUUAGAUGGUAUUGAUGGCAAGCAAGCAAGGAGGUUGGGAGUGACCGGACCCCUCGGUGAGAUGUUCGACCAUGGCUUGGACUCCUAUAUAGUAUUCCUCAUUCCAUUCUGUUUGUUCUCUGUGUUUGGGAGAGAUGAAUACUCGAUACCAAUGUUCAGGGGAUAUCUCAUAGUUGUAAGCGUGGUACUGAACUUCUACGUGAGUCACUGGGAGAAGUACAAUACAGGGACACUCUAUCUACCAUGGGGAUAUGAUCUCAGCAUGUGGGCUGCAAGUGGUAUGUUCCUAGUAGCAGGCUGGUACGGUCCCACGGUGUACAAAACAUAUAUCUUCGGGAGUGUAACCUUCGUUCAGGGUCUGGAGGUCGCCAUACACGCCACGGGACUGUUCACAACUCUACCUGUGGCUGUAUACAACGUGCAUUUGUCAUAUAAGAACAAAACUGGGAAGAUGUACCCUCUCAUAGAAGCACUCAGACCUAUAUGGCCAAUGCUUAUAAUGACUGGAGCUAUGACAUCAUGGGCGUCAUUUUUCGAUAUCAUAGAAAAGGACCUGCGGGCGUUUUUACUUCUAUUUGGGACUUUAUUUAGUAAUAUAUCGAGUAGGCUUAUUGUAGCAGAAAUGAGCGAUAGUCGAUGUGAUACAAUAUGCUGGAUCAACAUCCCCAUACUGGGGGCAGUAGGAACUGCAGUCUACCUGCCGCAGUAUGAACUUACUGUGCUCUACACGAUGACAAUAGCCGCUAUCUGUGCUCAUGUGCAUUAUGGAGUUUGUGUUGUGCGGCAAAUGUGUGAAUAUUUCAAAAUCCAAUGUUUUGUUGUUCCUAAAGAAAAAAGAAAAUAGUUAAGUAGAUUAAUUAAAAUACAUUUUACUU